GCGCCAUAUACUACUCGAGUACUCAGUUGACUGAUACUCUCUAGUUCGUCUUUAUCAUACAUAGUCUCGCUUCACCGAUGUUCAGCGGUGUUGUUCAACCCGGGAUUGUCUCUCUAUUCUCCUCGACUGGUAGUGAACCCCUGGGGUUAUUCUCGUCAAGGACAGACGCGUCUCUUCCAUCAGACUCGUUUCUAUGUUUUCUCGAAGAUUCGUCCUCAAGCCCGCCUCCAGCACCACCAGCCACCCUCAUAGCUUCACCAUCUGUUAGGACAGAUGUCGAUGGAAAGGAUAGCGAUGAGAAGGAGGGCUAUACUCUAUCACAAACUGUUCUUCAUCUUCAGUCACCAACCCUCCGGACGACAUAUAUUAGGUGUCCGCCACAAGGCAGCAAAGAGGAUUUGGGCUUGAAACAUCCUUGGAUACAUAUCCAGGUUCGGGAUAUGGGUCGAGAGUGGUCGUUUGAGGUUGGCGUAGUUGAUAAGGCUGGUAGAGAAGGUAUCAUUCGGUUCUCAACGUUCCAGAAAGAGCCUAGGCUCAAGUUGUUGAACCCACCGCUUCUCCAUCUUCCACUGUCCUUCCCGUCAUCUUCAUCACACCGUUUGACGGGUUGGAGCACCAUUGACGUCAACCUACCCAGUCUCUUGCCACAUUUUUCCUCAGCAUCACUCGCUCGCAAUGAGGAUGAUGGCUCAUCAGAUACAGAGAUGCCCUCACGCUCAGCCCACAUUGCGUCAAAUGUGAGCAGGACACAGGUUCCCAGCGGCUUGUACUCUCACGUGUCCUACAUUAAGAUAUAUGCGACAUGCAGACUGAGGCGGAUAUGGUUCAGCGAGAGUGGGCCGGGGCAAAGCGUGCCUUGGGAGUUCCAACUCUUCGGGCCUGCAUGACCUUUCCACUGGGUCAAUGGAACAGACGUAUUCAAGCACUCGUUCUGUACGGUGGUCUCUAUGUAAUGUGCAUUGCCCGGCUAGUUUUUCAUAUUUGUACACAAUUAACACUUUUGCAUCGUGGUAGAAAUACCCUACACGGGUAGUCAACAGAAUUCUACAUGACUGUUAUGGUCCAUCAUCAAACGUUGUAAUCUAGGUUCAGCAGAAUUUGUUCAUCUUGUCGUAAAGCAUGCUGUACCGUCCACUGGCAUUAGAACUCAUAAUGAGGCCUGUCAAGCGCGAGACCCAUUUUGAUAAAUCGUACUGGUCCGGGGGCGAGUCCAGUGUUCCUUCGAAGGAGCAUUGAUAUGAAACUGGCGAAGAUUCCAAGGUUCUUCCAGCCUGGAUCGCAGUGCCCUUCACACCGUACGAGGGAGUACUAUAAAUAAAUGAGGGUCCAUUACCACGAUGUCCGUCGUCGCCUUCAAGGCGAAAAUGGGUUAUAUAACUGGGGAUAUGGUUUAAGGGAAGGGAUAUCGCUUGAACGAGGCGUGUGGUCUCGCUGUCUUCGGGCUGCGACCCAUCACCAUCCGGAUGAUUGUGCAUUCAACAAGGACUUCGAACUAGAAUAGUCAAUGCAAAAUCUAUGUGACGAAGGCGUGGAGAUAGAGUGUUGGGGCUUAAACAUAAGGAGUAAUGGCGGGUACGGGAUGGGUGGUACCGGUCCCAGAUCACAGUCGAAGCUAAACGGUCUUUAUUUGCUGUGUCAUGUAGGUAAAAACGCUUGGCCAACCAUGCGC
This is a messenger RNA of Somion occarium, 1669 nucleotides long. Lineage: Eukaryota; Fungi; Basidiomycota; Agaricomycetes; Polyporales; Cerrenaceae. The record is from the annotation of a GenBank genome assembly.